UAUUUAUAGGAUAAUAUCUCAAUGCUCUACUCAUAGGAAUGGUAUAAUUAAAGCAUCCAUAUUUGACAAGGUCGACAAUCAAAAGCAUCGUUGAAAUUAUGGAAAUUUUCAAGCCCACGCUGUUAUUCUUGAAAUUAUUGUACUCUCAUCAUCAAUCACCGUUUUCAUAGAUUCAAAGCUCGAAAAACAAAAAGCCCAAAAAUCAGAAUUUCCCUCUUGACCUCUUCUUUGUUUCGGAAAUUGAUUCUAUCCUUUGGCUACGUAUUUUGCAAAUAAUCUUUAUUCGUAUUUAUAUUUAUUGGAAAAAUAUACGUAAAAUGGACCCAGAGCAGACGUUUAUACGAGUUCAAGAGCGAUUCUCAGAGAUGCUGACGCCCAAAGUCAGAGUCAUGCUGGAGUAUUUAUUUCUUUUCUUGGCCAUCACCCUCUUCUGUGUUCUCAUUGUUAUGCACGCCAAUUAUGUUCAACAGCCUGGUUGUUCAAGUGAGCUGUCUGAAGUGGAGACGUCUGAGGCCCAGCUUAUUUAUAUUAAGAUCGCUAGCGCUGGCUUGUGGUCACAAAAUAAGCCCGGGUAUGAUGCAAUGGAUGCUCCUAAAAGAGAAACUGAAAAUGCAAUUUUAAAGGCAACAAAUGUUGAUGGAGAUGGAUUACCUCUCUUUGGAACAAAAUCAUGGUUGACUUGGAUAUCUUCUGGUGCAAAGAUGGGGAAAUCUCCGUUAAAAUUUUGGAGCACUGACAAUGAUGUUAUAGAAUCUCAGCAAGAAGCUUCCGUCAGCAGUGAAAGCUUUAAGACAGCUGCAGAUGACAUGGUGGUGAAAAAAAUUAAAGAUGGAUCACGCGGCAGGUUCUUUCUCUCACCCAAAGAGUCAACCAAGGCAGCAAUAGUUCACCUUGGCAGAAAGUGGCAUGGGCGUAUAUCUUUCUUUUGGAGAUUGGCAAAGAGAAUUCUUGGAGGUUUAUGGGAUGUUGCUGGUAUUAAUUUGAAUUUUGAUAUUCCCAAGUGGCUAAAAAUCUUGCAUUUUGAUAGGCUGAACUCCUUUGCAGUGCAGUGGCUUGAAAAGAGAAGCAAGGCAUUUGAGCCGACUUACCUUUAUACGAUGGAGAAGGGUUAUUUCUUAUUGCCUGAAGAGGCCAAAUCAAGGCAUAGCAUUCGUACAAUUAAUAUUAGCAUCUCGGCCCGACAUACUUGCUUUGGAAACAGGUGGCAGCAGCUGCUGAUAAACAGACUUGUUGGAUAUGAUACUAUUCUGAUGAAUAGUUUGUUGAAUUCUCCGGGUCAAGGUUAUCUUUAUAACUACCAAACAAAGGAGUUCUACAAUCUAACAUAUGCUCAUGAGCAACCUGAAAGUUAUGCAAAAUUUGGAGACUAUCUUGUGACCAAGUGUGGUGUGCUGAUGAUGUCACUUUUUGUUUUCUUCACCACCACAAUGUCAGUUUCAUUUACAUUGAGAGAGACGCAAACUCGUAUGCUAAAGUUUACAGUGCAGCUCCAGCAUCAUGCUCGACAUCGGCUUCCAACAUUUCAAUUGAUCUUCGUGCAUGUAAUCGAGUCCCUUGUAUUCGUACCGAUUAUGAUUGGCAUCCUGUUUUUCCUCUUCGAGUUUUAUGAUGAUCAGUUAUUGGCUUUCAUGGUUUUGAUUCUUGUCUGGCUAUGUGAAUUGUUCACACUGAUCAGUGUCCGGACACCAAUAUCUAUGAAGUUCUUUCCUCGCUUCUUUCUUCUCUACUUUCUGGUGUUUCACAUCUAUUUUUUUUCGUAUACUCAUGGUUUCUCUUAUUUAGCUCUCUCAACUACUGCUGCAUUUAUGCAGCACCUUAUACUCUAUUUUUGGAACCGUUUUGAGGUUCCAGCUCUGCAAAGGUUUAUGCAAAAUCGACGGUCACAUUUUCAGCAACAUCCGGAUUUUCACAUUACCUCCUCAACUAUUCUCGCCUCUACGUUACACAUUACAAGAUUAAAUACAAGAAACCCUGGGCCUCUUAACACAGAUUUGGCUUCUGGUCCUGUACUUCGAACUGGAACUAAUACAGGAAUGCCAAGAAAUGGUGCAACUGCAUUCUCUGGUCCUCAAGAACAACCUAGUAACGACAAUCCAGAAAGAUUAAGGAAUCCUCUUGAAAUUGAGGGACAGGCUGUCCUCAAUCAGCCGGAGGGUGGAGGGAACCCCGGGGCUAUGAACUCAUUUAGUUCCCUGUUACUAUGGAUCCUGGGGGGAGCUUCUUCAGAAAGUCUCAACUCCUUUCUGUCAAUAUUUAGAGACUUCAGAGAGCAUGGACAAGUUUUCACGGAACCUCCAAGGCAAGAAAAUCGUACAGAGCCGCAUAAUGAAUGAUGCAGCAAGAUGUCUGAGAGAAUUGACUUGUGUAUCCCGUGAUUUUUGAGAAUACAGCAGAGAGGUUACAAAGCUAUGUAGCUUUUGAAGACACGAGGUUUUAAUCUUCACAGGUAAUUGUACUUGUAUACCCUUUAUAAUACAAAAGGUGAUUCAGCUGAAAAGAGGGAACGAGGAUUCAGCUCUUGACCAGAAGAGUAAUUCGCUAUUGUUAUGCCGCUGUACAGUAGAUGUGACUGGUUAAUUUUGAGUAAAGAGUGAUCUCAUGUAGCGUGUAAAUCAGUUGAAUUGAAAUAGAGAAUGCUUCCUGUUAGUUAACAUUUGUCAUCAACUGCACAUCAAUCUUGAUAGUUCAAAUCCCUUCUUUUUUUCCCCA
This is a messenger RNA of Olea europaea var. sylvestris, 2709 nucleotides long. RefSeq lists its product as uncharacterized. The transcript has 14 exons. The record is from RefSeq and is a predicted model, not a curated record. The coding region runs from base 318 to 2333 and encodes 671 amino acids. Gene Ontology annotation, cellular component: endoplasmic reticulum. NCBI's taxonomy places the organism in Eukaryota, Viridiplantae, Streptophyta, Magnoliopsida, Lamiales, Oleaceae. Gene Ontology annotation, biological process: response to endoplasmic reticulum stress; positive regulation of ERAD pathway.